Lizanozyma spartinae is the source of this 204-nucleotide messenger RNA. RefSeq names its product 40S ribosomal protein eS28. The coding region runs from base 1 to 204 and encodes 67 amino acids. Gene Ontology annotation, cellular component: cytosolic small ribosomal subunit; ribosome. The record is from RefSeq and is a predicted model, not a curated record. Gene Ontology annotation, molecular function: structural constituent of ribosome. Gene Ontology annotation, biological process: maturation of SSU-rRNA; translation; ribosomal small subunit assembly. Lineage: Eukaryota; Fungi; Ascomycota; Pichiomycetes; Serinales; Debaryomycetaceae. The transcript has 2 exons.
AUGGAUACUAAGACUCCUGUUACAUUGGCUAAGGUCAUCAAGGUUUUGGGUAGAACCGGUUCUAGAGGUGGUGUCACCCAAGUCAGAGUUGAGUUCUUGGAAGAUGCUUCCAGAACCAUCGUCAGAAACGUUAAGGGUCCAGUCAGAGAAAAUGACAUCUUGUGCUUGAUGGAAUCCGAGAGAGAAGCCAGAAGAUUGCGUUAA